AUGAUGCGACUACUAACUUGCUCUGCACUGGUGGCUCUUCCUUUGACGCUGGCCAUCAGCAUCAGGUCGACAGACGUCUGGGACAUAGCGACUGAUAUCCAGGGGCCCGAGCGCCUCAACGGUGUUAGUUACCAGGAAGAUGUGCUGGUCACGUUCGGAGACUACCAAUAUGUCACUUUCUACAGCACGACACCUGCGGGCUACAACAACCAUCAUGUCAAUCUUGGCCGUCGCAGGAUUGAGCCGAGUGUAGAACCUUGGGAGUACCUAGCCUUCACAGAUUACGUGCAGCGUACCAUGGACGGUCAUAACAUGAUAUCGAUGGGCAUCUCAGGCGAUGGGCAUGUUCACUUGAGCUUCGACCACCAUGAUGUCCCUCUCAACUAUCGUGUUUCCAAGACUCCCAUUGCCCUCGAAGUACCGGCGACCUGGUCAGAGAGCUUGUUCAAUGAAGUCGUUCAUGAGCUUCCUGGUUCCCAAGGCCCCUGGACACCUCUCACGUAUCCUCGCUUUGAGUUGCUGGGCAAUGGGGAUUUACUAAUGGAAUUUCGAAUCGGCCCACAAUGGAAGCCGUACGGCAAAUAUCUCGAGGGCUACGACAACAACGCAUAUAUAAAUGGCCUCAGCUACCUCGACGGUCGGCUGUAUACUUCGUGGACCGUUCGAGAAACACCCAAUGCUGACACCAACCAUGACUUUUAUUUUGCCUAUUCUGACGAUGAUGGCCAAACUUGGUUUAACAGCAACGGCUCGACACUUCCCCAACCCAUCUCGACUGCCCUCGAUGAACCCCUUGUGUGGGAGAUUCCACAGAACAGUCGCAUGGUGAAUCAAGAGGGCCAGCUUGUGGACAGCGCUGGCCGAUUUCACUCGCUUAUGAGGGACAAUAUCACAGGCCAUCAUCUCUAUCAGCAUUUCAUGCGGGACACCGACGGGACCUGGAGCAAGAGCGCGAUCAACCCAAGUGGUCUCCUGGGGCCUGAUCUGUACGAUCCCCGUGGAAAGCUGGCUGCUGAUGCUAGUGGCGAGUACGUGAUUGCGCUCCUACCCGUCGCUGCGACGUCCGAGACGCGUAUCUACGUUGCUUCUGCCCGAGAGAAGUUUCGGCAUUGGGUCUUAUUGACGAGCAUCCCAAACACCUCAACAGAACCACUAUACGACCAGGUUCGGUUAAGGGAAUACGAUGUAUUGAGUGUGUUUGUACGUCAGGCGGGCUCGUACCCCGACCGGAUGCUUCAGGUUUGGGACUUCAAGUUAGAGCUCUAG
This is a messenger RNA of Verticillium alfalfae VaMs.102, 1266 nucleotides long. Its product is annotated as neuraminidase. Bases 1 to 1266 code for a protein of 421 amino acids. NCBI's taxonomy places the organism in Eukaryota, Fungi, Ascomycota, Sordariomycetes, Glomerellales, Plectosphaerellaceae. The transcript is spliced from 4 exons. The record is from RefSeq and is a predicted model, not a curated record.